Molecule: messenger RNA, 1251 nt
Organism: Trifolium pratense (red clover)
Lineage: Eukaryota; Viridiplantae; Streptophyta; Magnoliopsida; Fabales; Fabaceae
Product: triosephosphate isomerase, cytosolic-like
Exons: 8
Coding region: 255-1013 (252 amino acids)
Biological process (GO): gluconeogenesis; glyceraldehyde-3-phosphate biosynthetic process; glycerol catabolic process
Cellular component (GO): cytosol
Molecular function (GO): triose-phosphate isomerase activity
Source: RefSeq, a predicted model, not a curated record
AUAGUAUUUUGGUUUUCUUAAAAAAUUUAAAGAAAAUCCGCUCAAUAAAUUAAUCUCUAAAAAAAAAAGAAUUUUUUUGUUUUUCUUUUUGUUCAAGAAAAGAAAAUUGAAAAUUGAAAAAUGCUUAAAGCAUAUUCUUAGGUUUAUCUAUAAACAAUAUAUAAGGUGAAUACAGGACACACACACACACUCACUCUAUUCUAGAACAACAACAACAACAAUUUCUCGUUGAAAUCGAAAACACCAACAAAAACAUGGGCAGAAAAUUCUUCGUAGGCGGUAACUGGAAAUGCAAUGGAACCACUGAAGAGGUGAAAAAGAUUGUGACUACUUUGAAUGAAGCUAAAGUUCCUGGAGAAGAUGUUGUUGAAGUUGUUGUGAGCCCCCCUUAUGUGUUCCUUCCCUUCGUGAAAAGUUUACUUCGCUCUGACUUCCAUGUUGCUGCUCAAAAUGCCUGGGUUAGCAAAGGUGGUGCUUAUACCGGGGAGAUUAGUGCUGAAAUGCUUGUUAACUUGGAUAUUCCCUGGGUUAUUCUUGGUCACUCUGAAAGAAGACAGCUUCUAAAUGAAUCAAACGAGUUUGUGGGAGACAAAGUUGCCUAUGCACUUUCACUAGGGAGGAAAGUUAUUGCUUGCAUUGGGGAGACUCUUGAACAGCGUGAAUCUGGUAGCACAUUUGCUGUUGUUGCUGAGCAAACAAAGGCAAUUGCAGCUAAAGUAUCAAAUUGGGAUAAUGUUGUUUUGGCCUAUGAGCCAGUUUGGGCCAUUGGAACAGGAAAGGUUGCAACUCCUGCUCAGGCUCAAGAGGUCCAUGCUGAUUUAAGGAAAUGGGUUCACGACAACGUGAGUGCUGAAGUUGCUGCUUCUGUCAGAAUCAUCUAUGGAGGUUCUGUAAAUGGAGGAAACAGCAAAGAAUUGGCAUCACAGCAUGAUGUUGAUGGAUUUUUGGUUGGCGGUGCUUCUUUGAAGCCAGAGUUCGUUGACAUCAUCAACGCUGCCACUGUGAAGAACUGAAAUCCGUAGGUAGAAAUUGAUAUGCUGCUUUACAAGCUGCUUCGGAAAUUUCUGUUUGAGUUUUCAUUCUGUAUUUUGUGACCAAUGCUUUAAGCUUGUGUUUAGUACUAAAUAAAUAUUGUUUCCUUUUAACUCGUCCAUGGGCGAUGAAUUGGAUUUUUGUUAAGUUUCUAUGCAGAAAUAGUGUACUGCCAUAACAUUUGGUUAGUAAAUAAUUUCAAAUUGCCUGUGUUUUUUA